AUGAAGGACGCAAAUAAGCUGCUGUUGGGGAAAGUUUCGCUACUAUGUGAGUGUGUAGCUGGAACCGUCAUCAUUGCGUCGGAGUGGAGUUGCCGAAGCAGCCCUGAUGGGGCGCAGGAGGAGAGUGGGAAUGGAGAGGGACUGGCAGAAGGGGCUGAUCGUGGAUUGGACGGCGACCCUGAAGGCGUCUGGAGUCCAGACAUCGAGCAGAGCUUUCAAGAAGCGCUGGCCAUCUACCCUCCAUGCGGGAGGAGAAAGAUCAUACUUUCAGAUGAGGGCAAGAUGUAUGGUCGAAAUGAGCUGAUAGCUCGCUACAUAAAGCUUCGAACUGGGAAGACACGUACUCGCAAACAGGUCUCUAGUCACCUGCAAGUGUUGGCCAAGAGAAAGUCUCGUGAAUUUCAGUCUAAGCUGAAGGCCAUGAACUUGGAUCAGGUAUCCAAAGAUAAGGCACUCCAGACAGUGGCCAACCUGUCGUCGGCUCAGAUUGUGUCAGCGAGUGUAAUGAAACCUCAGACUCCCUUCCCUCCACCAGUCAGAUACUGGCCCGGCCCUGUCCCAGGACAGCCUGGACAUUCUCAGGACAUCAAGCCCUUUGCACAGCCUCCGUACACUACACUACCAGCGCCUGUCCCUCCACCAAUUAGUUAUGAGACGUUGCCGCCACCUCGACCUACAGCCAUCGCUGCUCCCGUAUGGCAAGACAGAACCAUCGCUUCUGCAAAACUACGUUUACUCGAGUACUCUGCUUUUAUGGAGUCUCAAAAAGACAGAGAGACGUAUAAACACCUUUUUGUUCACAUUGGACCAUCAAAUCCAGGCUACAGCGACCCGGUUUUGGAGUCUAUAGAUGUGAGACAGAUUUACGACAAGUUCUCAGAAAAGAAAGGAGGCCUGAAGGAGCUGUACGAAAAGGGGCCUCACAAUGCGUUCUUUCUCAUUAAGUUCUGGGCGGAUCUGAGCGGUGACAUUGAGGAGGGCCCUAGUGCAUUUUAUGGAGUGAGCAGCCAAUACAGUGGGACCGAAAACAUCACCAUCAGUGUUUCCACCAAGGUUUGCUCCUUCGGAAAACAGGUGGUGGAGAAGGUUGAGACAGAACACGCUCAGUUCGAGGGAGGAAAGUACAUGUUCCGCAUCCAUCGUUCACCGAUGUGUGAAUACAUGAUCAACUUUAUCCACAAACUCAAGCAUCUCCCAGAGAAAUACAUGAUGAACAGUGUACUUGAGAACUUCACCAUCCUGCAGGUGGUGUCCAACAGAGACACCCAGGAGACUCUGCUGUGCAUUGCCUUCGUGUUUGAAGUGUCCACAAGCGAACACGGAGCUCAGUACCAUGUGUAUCGCCUCGUCAAUGACUAGCAGCACGUCUGGUGCAAAGACUCAUCUGACUUUUGAUACAAAUGGCUUAAAAACACUAUUUCCAGCUUGGCACACAGAGCCCCAACUCCUUUACUCUGAACACAUUCUUUGUCUUUUUUUUUUGUUCUUUUAUUAGACCAACCGUCACACUUUAGUCGUACCUCUUGCUUGUUUGAUGUGUACAUUUUUCAGGUGGCAAACUGAGCAAACGGCAAAAUCCCACAACGUGCCAACUGUCAUUUCUUUGCUUUCUCUUCAUUUUCUGUUUUGUUUGCUUUCCAAGUUAGAAACAUGAGUUUAUUGACGUGGAGUAAAACACUGCAGAAAAGGAAAGAAUUGGAAAAAACGGUCUCAAAGCUCCAUCGGGGACUUUUUGUUAUCCGGCUAAUGCGUUUUUAAUCAGCUGUGGUAAAGCAUGUUUUUAACAUCGUAGGCAAGACUGACGUAAGACGAGUUUAAGCAUACGUUUUCUAAACAAGUGAUUUUUUAGUGAGUGUCAUUGUAACCUGCCACAUUGGCGUCUUUUGUUGUUUCUGUAUCUUUGAAAGGUACAAAUUCUGUUACGUGAAAAUCAUGGACUUUUAAUCGAUUUGAUCAAAGAUAGGAUGAUCUUAUUGCAGAUAGUCUGCCUCGUCUCAGACAAUAAUGCACUACAUGUAAAGACGUGCAUGUCGUAUUUAUUUUUUAAACACUAUAAUGUAAGGAGAAAGCAAUAUUAUAGAAGCAUUAGUUUAAUUGUUUUCCGUGAUGCAUACUGGGGGGGGAGGUAAAAGGUAUUGGAAGACUGGCUCCAAACUGUUUUGGAAAUAAUAAAUUAGUUUCACACUUUUUUUAUUAAUAAAAUGUAUUUUUAUUUUUUAAAAGAAAAAACAACAAAAAGACUGUCUUUACUCUGACUGUGUGGGCUUGCUGGAGUUUUUCUACCUCCACAUGAGUUAAAGAUAAGAAUGUGCUAAGCUGAGGAGCACUGAUGUAUAGGAUGUGUACACUACAUUUGUAACGGUACUAUGUUUAAGCCAAAACAAUAAGAUAUGUUUUGUAAGGUAUUUCUUUUGUAUUUUACCAACACAGUGAGAAAAAAUAUGAUAAAAGAUGGAUGUAUAGGUUGGGUCUUGGUGUAUGUAUGGUACAGAUUACAUUAUUAUCACUCUUAAGUGCAUUUGGGCAGAUUUUUACCUGUCAACACUAACAAACUUCAUCUGACACUCUUUUGUAAAAUAUCUUUGAAACUGGUACACAUGGCUUUUCACUCUGCUUUUAUAUACAUCUAUAUAGAUAUAUAUAUAUACGUGUAUAUAUAAAAGCAAGAGGACUGGUUCUGUUUUAAAUUUCAUUUUCAUUGUGGAGUCGACAAAAAGUGCUGCAUUUUUACUGUCUCUUUGCAUCAUAAUUCCUUUAUUCAAAUCCUCCCAAAGAAUAAAAUCUGUGCCUCUAAGCUGUACCAGUAAAUUCACAUGUUGUUGGAGUCAGAGCGAGGAGACAAGUUAUCAUUUUUAAUGAAUUUUCAAAUAAACAUCCAAAAGUUAAGCUCUU
Messenger RNA from Poecilia reticulata (guppy), 2892 nucleotides. The record is from RefSeq and is a predicted model, not a curated record. NCBI's taxonomy places the organism in Eukaryota, Metazoa, Chordata, Actinopteri, Cyprinodontiformes, Poeciliidae.